AUGGCUACCGUUCUCCUGGACAACGAUUACUGCAAGGAGGUUCAAAUAGAAGUCAACAUCGAGGAUCUGCCGCCGACGUCGGUCGGGAGUCGUGCUUCGCCAGACCACUACGGCUCCCCUCCUCGGAGAAUCGACUGGAGGCGUACGGCAGCGUGGCUCCACGAGUGCCGCCAAAGCCACGAUGAAUGCCGCCCCAAGGAAGCAGGGAGCCUGUCGCCCAAUUUCUGCGUCAUCGACGUCCAUGAGGGCAAACUAGUGCGGCCAACGCUGCCUUGUCGGUACCUGGCGCUGAGCUACGUCUGGGGCUCGGGGCUUGACCGGUCGAAGCUGAUAGCAAAGCUCUCUAACGCCAAAAGCCUUCAAGAACCCGGAUCUCUCCAGCCGACUCUUUUGCCACGGACCAUUGCGGAUGCGAUGGUGGUGUGCAGGGAACUCUCUGAGCGAUACCUCUGGGCUGAUUGUCUGUGCAUCAUGCAAGACGACGCGGAAGACAAGAGCGAGCAGAUAGGAAUGAUGGCCAGCAUUUACACCGCAGCUCAAGCGGUGCUGGUGGUUGCUUCUGGCAGCAGUAUGGAUCAAGCAAUUCCCGGAGUGUCGCUGGACCGCCCGGAGAAGAAUCAGUCCAGAUUUCUUGGACUGCGCCUCACAGAGUCAACUUCCAAGGAGCCGUGGGAACUGCUCGAGUCGAACAUAUGGUCAACCCGAGGUUGGACGUACCAAGAGGGAAUUCUCCCCAGUAGGAAGCUGUACAUAAUGGACAGAGAAGUAUGGUUCGAGUGCGGAGAAGUCGUUGUUCGCGAAGAUGUCUACACCGAUAAAUGGAAGGGAAAGUACAUCAAAAGAGGAAGCAAACUUGCCAGGGAACCCGUGUCUCGAUGGCUGGGGGCGUUACAUGCCCCAGGGCGUGAUGAGUCUGACGACCAACCACCCUGGGAGUCGUACCACCAGCACUUGUCUCGAUAUACCCAACGAACGCUGGGCGAUGAUCGCGAUAUCUUCAACGCCUUCAUGGGCAUCUUGAACCCUUUGUUCAACGACCACGGCGGCACUACAUUCGGCCUCCCUUUAGCGAAUUUUGAUCGGGCACUUCUCUGGGCCGAUAAACCAUCCUAUAAGAAUGCGGUGUCGCCUGGACUGCGCCGGGGUGCACCAACUUGGUCAUGGGGUUCAAUGCACGGCCAGAUCAUUGCUGGAGGACAGGAUUUCAUCGGAACCUUGGUCCGGUGGUCGCAAUACAGCGAGGCGGAGAGAGACUUGGUUGAGGUGAGUAUUCCAGAGCGUCAAUGGCCAGGUGGGCCGGGGAUAGGCUUCAUCAAGGACGCCACGUGCUUGGCCAUCGCGUGGGCGAAUGGACUCUUCAAAGAACCGUGUCCUGGGUACUUGGAUCACAACGAAACUUCAUUUGAGAAACUUAACGAGAUCACGACCCGGAUAUGGCCUUCGCCUCGCGAUUUCCCGAAAGACGCGCUUGAGAAGGCAGAACUGGAUAAAUACGCUUCGCUCGACAUUCGGAAAGCAGGCAUACUAUGUGGUCGGGUGCAGACUGCUGUUCUCAAGAUCGUGAGAGUGAGUUGUGUGUCGGUUUCACGUCCGCCGGAAGGAGUAAAAGAAGAUUACAACAUCCUUGACCACCGAGGCGACUCCGUUGGAUUAAUUAACCAUCUGCCCACUUCCACACUAGAGAGCCAGAUCGGCCCUGGGGUCCUUGAUGGCGGUACAGACGCGGAGUUCUUAGCACUCUCUGUGGCGACAUGGGUAUGCUCCCCGGCUCGUUUAUGUGAUAGCCCCACGGAAAUGAGGAGGCAGGAGUGGUCAUUCCUUGACUGCAAUGGCAGGGCUUCGUAUCCGUACCCAGUCGUCAACGUCAUGCUCGUCUGGACUGAUGAGGAAGGGUACUCGUACCGGAUUGGCAUUGGAGAAGUUGUGAUGACAAAGUGGGCUGAAGCAAAGCGAGUGGUUAGAAACGUUGCAUUGAAGUAG
Messenger RNA from Diplodia corticola, 1980 nucleotides. RefSeq names its product het-domain-containing protein. Bases 1 to 1980 code for a protein of 659 amino acids. The transcript has 2 exons. The record is from RefSeq and is a predicted model, not a curated record. NCBI's taxonomy places the organism in Eukaryota, Fungi, Ascomycota, Dothideomycetes, Botryosphaeriales, Botryosphaeriaceae.